GUGUGCACUAUUUAGAAACAUUACUGGAGAGACGCUUGGAGAGCCCAGAGCUCUGCUUCGAGCCUAACACGGCCGAUACGUUUCGCAGAAAUGGCGGGGCGAGACGGAUGGCCGAGUCCGGAUGUUUUCCAGCUCCUUCAGGCGGGGGACGUGGAGAAACUGUGGGGCUGUCGGCCGGGGAAGCUUCGCCCAUUCCUGCCCUACCUUGUUCGGAUGGCUUUGAGCCCCUCCUCCCUUCUACUGUCCCAUUCCCAGACCACCGAGACGUGUGCACGGGACAGGAAACUUGUCUUAUCUGUGAUAGCAGCAAUCCCCGAGGCCAACUCUGUGCAUUCCUACCUCCAAAUGGACUUCCCUGAGCUGAGGAGUGACGCAGUGAAGGAGAGGCAGCUGCUGCGGAAGCUGGGGCCGGCAGAGGAGAGACCGGCAGCACAGAGCGUCCUCGCAACCUCCAUGCAGUUUGGGAUGGCCAUCGAGUUUGAGAGAAGUGACCACGUCAGACGGAUGAGACUCUUUCUCAGCGAAAUGCUCAGAGUCAUGAGUAAAGUUGAUUCCCACUUUGCUGUGGAGCAGAGCGAUCUGUUUGAGAGUGAAGUUCACUUGGCUGAAAUCUGCGACAUCAUGGCCAUUGCUGUGGAAGAGCUGCCGUCCUUGUUGCCAGUUGUACCAGUGACCGAGGCUCUCCUGAGACUGCGCAACGGUCCUCGACUCCUCACCUGCCUCGUUGGCAACAUGCCCGACCAACUGGACCACGUCCUCACAUCUCUGCUGGUGAAUGGAGAAACGCAGGACGAGGUCUCACUGGCCGGUCGCUGCCGCACGACUGCUCUCUCCUCCCUCCUUCACCUCCACCCUCCCUCCUCCCCACACGCCCAGUCCCUCGCCCUCCUUCACCACAAACACCCAACUCUCGCACUCUCCAUUGCUCUCUCCGCGGAAGAAAACCCCGCGACAUCGUCACCCGUGUCUGAUUCCAGUACCGGUAUGGGACCCGGUAUGGCUCCGCCCCCUACUCCGACUGGCGUUGUGACGCUGCUUCAUAACAUCAUCAUCACCGGGGACGACGAUACAAAGGCGUGGUUCUCACAGUACAUGAAACUUAUGCAACAGAAGUAUCGACGACAGCGAACGUCAGCCGUCACCAGACUCCGCAAAUUCAUAAUGAAGACUCUUCUCUCCUUCACCACCAAGUCAACAUCCGCCACCAAACCUUCGGACACUAACGAGGUUUUCGUUGCCAUGGAGACCGAUGCCACAGCCGGCCAGCAGCAGCAGCAGCAGCAGCGCAGCACGCAACGAGAGGUCGAACGGCGUGACAAACCGGGGAAGUCAGUGAGUGGGGAGGGUGUGAAGGAGAAGAAGAAGAAGAGGAGGAGGAAGAAGGGGGAGGGGGGAGAGGGGGAGGGGGGUGAAACAACAGAGGGGGACUCUGAGAUUGAAAUGGACACUGCUCUGGAACUGGUGGACCAAAUGGAGAUAGAGGUCAGCGAUGGAGACGGAGAGCCUUCGCCAAAGGUUCCGGCUGUGGUGUCCGAUGGAGGAGGAGGAGGGGAGAGAGAGAAGGGUGCGGACACGGGGAGGAGCCGGCCCAAGUCGGCCCUGGCGACAGAGGUCGUGAGGGCCUCCGGAGGCAAGGGGGAGGGAGGUCAGAGGUCGCGGUCCCGAAGGCGGCACUCGUCCGGGGUGCCUGCGGUGGAUUUCCCGACAAUUUCUGAAGAGAGGCAGCUGUCUGAUCGGCAGGCAGUGGAGCUGAUGAGCCUUCUGCAUGUGUGCUGCGGACUUAAAAAUCAGAGCCAGAUGUACCUGACGACGGAAGAGACGUCGGUCAUCCUCAGUCUGAUCGUCUGCUCUUGUCCGCCUUACUCUCCGGCCGGGGUUCACUUCAUUCAGAUCACACUUGCCACGCUCCUCGCCUGCCCCUUCCUCAUUGGUGGAAGUCUGGAGUGUGAGAAAGCUACGGAGCGUUGGCUCCAGUGGCUGCUGGACAAACUCCCUGAAUUUGACAAGUGCUGUGGUGAGGGAGGGUCGUACGGUGAGAUGUUACUGCUGAUAGCCAUCCACCUGAGAGAGAAGCAGCUGCCGCAGCUGGAAGACCUCACCUCCAACAUCCUCGGAAUGAAAGUCACUGGAUCUAGAAGUGGGCGGUUCUCGCACUUGCGGCAAAUCUUUCUUAGGGUUUUCACAGAAGAGGUGGUGUGUCUUCAUGCGGUGAGUGUCCCUCCAACCUCAAACCUGAGUGCGUCUCUCUCCAGCUAUCUCCCUGUACACUGCGUUCAUCAACUUCUCAAGACAAAGACAUUCAGAAAACACAGCAUCUCCAUCACUGUCAGCAGAUAUCUUCUUACUAGCUAUAUACUUCUUUCUCGUCCCUCUCUCCCCUUCUUUCUCGUCCCUCUGCUCCCCUUCUUUCUCGUCCCUCUGCUCCCCUUCUUUCUCCCCCUCUCUGGUUUUCUCCUCAUUCUUUCUUUUCUUUUUUCUUUGUCUCUUUAAUUCUUUCCAUCUUUUUACUAACUUUUUCUUUCUCUUUCUUCUUUUCUCUUUUUUCUUGCUACUGGCAGGAUUGGGUGUACCGGCAGCUGCUCCAUCUCUCGGAGCCACUCCACCCCACACUCCCUCCUCUGCUAGUGGAGUUCGUUAACUCCAUCCUUCUUCCCUCCUCCACCCACGGACGAGCAUUCACACCAGUAGGUUCCGUUCAGGGUCAGAGUUCGUCUUUGGUGUGCCACACCCCCUUCUCGGCCGAGGAGAUUCUCCGAGUGUAUCGUCAUGACGACCAACUCCCUUUGACCCCGUGCUCUCUGGCGUCUCAACUGAUGAUACUGUACUAUGUUCUUCUCUAUCAGGACACUUACAACUCCAACCUCAAGACACUCUUGUUCAAGUCCACCAACAAGACGUCCCCAAACCAGACUCCUCCUCGGCCCUACAGUCCAGCCAUACUCGCCCAGAUCCCAGUGAAACAGCUGCUGCUCUACGCGGGCCAGAACCACGCCCACUACUCCGCCCUAUACCCCUCCCUCCUCCGGCUGACCGCCACCCACCUCCCCCAGCUAUGUCUCGUUGAGGACUGGCUCAAGGGAGAAGAACACAGUGAUAGAGUCAACCAUUUUUUGCCACUUCUACGCCUGCCUCGCUCCCAACUGACACCGGCCGUGGCCGAGACAGUUCUGAGCCAGCUGGAGUCAAGCCCGUCUCGAGCCCUCGUUCUUCUCUCACACCUCACCUCGCUCCCUCCCCCGGCCCUCCCUCCCUACUGCCACGCCCUCUCCUCCACCCUCCCCCUCCUCCUCUCUCCCUCCGUCUCUCGUCGUGUACAGGAGGCCUAUCUCUCUCUCUGGACCAAACUCAAUCUUGUUGUCCCCAGAAGACAGUGGCACGAAACAGUUGGAUCACUCCGACCUCCGAGUCAGCAACACCUGACUCCGCCCACUCAUGCCCAACUCACCGAGGACCCAUUCACUGUUCUCCAAUGUGACCGUCGGGUUUUCAGAUGUCCCCCCGUACUGGAGAUGCUGCUACGUGUCCUAGCUGCAUACACCUCCGCCUCACGUGCCUGGCUCCUCGAAAAAUGCCACGCCCAGAACUGCAUCACCAUAGCAACCUCGGCAAACUCCGACGGCUCGGCAGCGGCACCGGGCCGACUGAGCGCGCAGGAGAGGAAGGAGCUGUGUGUGGCGUUGACAGCUGCACAGGAGAGUGCGAUGGUCCAGUUUCUACUGGAGAUGUGUCUGCCAAACAGCGAAGAGGAGGAGAAAGAAAAAGAAUCUCAGUCAAGUUUGGGUGCUCAUUUCUCGGUUUUGAGAGAGGUUCAGUGCCUCAUCUGUUCCUACUUACACCAGGUGUUCAUUGCGGAGCCAGAGAUGGUGAAGCUGGUUCAUUUCCAGGGCUACCCCGCCACUCUGCUGCCUGUCAUGGUGACCCACGUCCCCUCCAUGCACAUCUGCCUCAAGUUCAUCCCGGAGCUGGUCACUCAGCCUCAGACUGACAAACAGCAAUUUGGUGUCCUCCUCGCCUCAUUUGUGGUCCAACAGUACCCACUUCCCGAAGCCCUCUCCAUAGUUGACGAGAUUCUCAAAUUUCUCCUCGCACUGGCCAACGAAAUCCCGUCCCACCUCAGAGAAGACUACUUCACUCCUCUACUGCCGGCGCUGGUGCGAUUCUGUCAGACCUUUCCCCUGCUCUGUCAGAAACCGGGCCAGCUGCAACGUCGGUCUCUCGUCGACGUCAUCGUUUGUCCUCAAUGCAGCCGCGAGGGAAAAGGGGAGGGGCACACUGGGGGGUGUAGAGUUCGUCACAUUGGUCCGGGACACUUUUCAAGAGCUGGUAGAGACUGCAGUUCUCAGAGUGUAGAUAAACGUCUGCUUCUGACGUAACGCGACGGAAUAUAAUAUACCUUCUCACAGAUUCCACAUUUCUUCGUGAACUCAUCUCUCUCAUUCUCACUGAACCAUUUAUGUGUAUAUUAAAGUUGUCAUGGAUAAUACAUAUUCACAGUAUA
Molecule: messenger RNA, 4498 nt
Organism: Geodia barretti
Lineage: Eukaryota; Metazoa; Porifera; Demospongiae; Tetractinellida; Geodiidae
Source: the annotation of a GenBank genome assembly